Molecule: messenger RNA, 3894 nt
Organism: Cladocopium goreaui
Lineage: Eukaryota; Dinophyceae; Suessiales; Symbiodiniaceae
Source: the annotation of a GenBank genome assembly
AUGGGGAAGCCAACGCUUCUUCCUUCGAAACUGGUUAGCCAGCACAGUCGGUCUUGCACUUUGAAGCCUGGCCGCUGCGGGUUGUGUCAUUGGCACAAGGAGAAGGACAGCUGGCGGAAGCGCUUGCGGAAUGCGAAAUGGCUGCAAGUGACUUUGAAAGGGAAAGUGGCAAGGGUGGGCUGUGCAGCUUGUGCUGCUUUUGACGCUGGAGGCCCCUGGGCGAACUUUGACUUAAAGCCGACAGCUUUGAGACUGCACUGCUUGAAGCGGCAUGAAGACUCCAAGGGUCACAAGUUGGCAGAGCAAAGCUUCCAGCAUGGGACGAACUCGCGGGUAAAUCUGUUGGCGCCGCCUCUGUCGGAGUUCCGGGACGCUUGGACAAAGAUGCAACAAGGUGGAAGUUGCAGAGAUGGAGGUGUGUCUUCCGACAAGAAGACCAACAUACGCUGGUCCAUUUCCGAGGCAAUACUGGACAUGAAUCGCUUUUCCGAAAGCUUGGCCAACUGCACUGUCGAAGCCAUCCAUGAUUUGUGCCAGCCGAUGCUCCACCCUCCCCGUUCCUGCCUUGACCCGGAGCUUCCAGCAUACGAUGACUCGGUCGAGAAGAGGAUCCGCGAGCGGACUACCAUUUUGGUAACCGAUGCAGCUUCUGCGGAGCAGCUGGCGUCCAAUGUCUUGCGAGGCAAACGCCCAUCUGCACUGACAGGUGAAUGUGAAAAGGAGCUGCCGCAUGUUAAGAUAGUUGGCCGUGACAUUGCGCAUGCGAGCACCCGCUUGCUGAAGAGACCUUUCCAAAAGCACGCUGAGCUAGAGGCUAUAAUGGAUGAGUUCAUCUCAGGAAAGGACAGCUUCUGUCAAAAGGUGCAGCAUAGUCCACUGUACACCAAGUGGUGGAAUGAAAUUCUUGAAAAAGAUGGGAAGGGUACAGAAGAAGGAGGAACUGGAGCCAGCAUGGCUGCUGCGAAGCAUCGCUUCGGAAGCUAUGCUCAUCCCCUGUCACGGGUGACAAAAAACAUGAGGUGUGUGCUGACCCUCUUGCAUAAGAUUGCAUUGCUUCGGGAUUCGUCAGGCCGUUGGGCGUCCCAGAUUCUGACACAUUUUUCUGGCUACAAAGCUAUCCUGCUUUCACUCUGUGCAGAUGCCGCGGCAACGUCCAUGGACUUCACUCGCUUCUGCGACGACGAGCAGAGCGACAUCUCCCUUCUCAACACCAAAGCGCAGCAGUUUCUCUUGAGUACUCACGCAUUGUUUCUUCAGGAAGAGGCAUUCACUUUGCCUACCUUUGCAAAAGAUUUGCUGGAUUCUUGCACACGGGCCCCUUUCAGCAUUCUCAUUGCUGGACAGGCAAGAGAAGUGCGAGUUCGAGACUGUGACAAGCGUCGGGCUAUGAACGUUAUGAAAGAAUGGGUGUGUGGGGCAGAAGCAACUCUGAAGGCCGAGUUUCCGUCGUGGCACCUCAUUGGCGCUUUUGAUGUCUUUCAUCUCGGCGGGAGCAUGAGUGACAGCGACAAGUGCACUGUAGAGAAGAGUCUGGCGCGUCUGGCGUGCGCCUUCGGGGUGAACCUGGCAGACCUGACGCAACAGUAUGUUGCAAUCCUGCCUAUGGCCCAGGCAAUGAAGAAGAAGACAGGACAAGACAAUCGCACGGCGUGGGCGAACGUUUUGUUGCGCAUACGAGAUUCUCGUCUCAAGGGGAAAUAUCCUCAAGAUGCUUUAUAUCGCGUCGUUUGCGCCUUCUUGGCAUGGUCAGCGUCCAGUUCCGGCGUUGAGCAGCUCUUUUCAAAAUUGAAACGAUCACCAGUGGAAUUGGCAAGUGCCCAGGCAGAUACGGACCGAAGGGUCUGUGCUGCCAUGGGGUGCACUCUGGACCAAGCGCAGGAAAAGGAAAUGCUGCAGGAAGCUCGAGCCAUCUACACACGGCUGAGCCAAAGCGGCAAGUCCCGGUCUUCUGAGGGCAGGAGGAAGCGGUUAGAUUUCGGUCGCAAAGGUCCAAUGAGACCGUCAUCCCACAAGAACUGGAUGCGAAAACAAAAGGAAGCUGUGGAGGAGGCUGCGGCUCAGUUGAUUACGCCUCCCCGGAAGAUUUCUUCACAUGAUUUGCCUGAAAGUUCUCGAAAAGAAGUGGAGCAACAGAGUCGAUUGGAGAAGAAGCGAAAAGCUGAGGCUUAUUCUGAUGGCUUGCUUUUGAACUCCGAGGUGACAGAAGCAGUAGUUGCUGAGGCUCAGAAACAAAGGAAAGCAGACGCUUCCAAUGACCGGGCUCGCAAGUCCAAUUUUCACAGCAGGCACGCUGCAGUGGAAGCCAGCAUCACCAAGAAGACUGUGGCAUGGGCGCUGAAGGGAUUGCCCAGCCCGGCUUUAAACACUGACGCGGCGAAGGAUCUGAGGCAAGCGUCUCUUUUGAUCAUACCGGACAUCAACACGAUCCCUCGGAAGCAUCAACUCAUGGCAGCCUUGUUCGGUAAGGUCAUUUUGUCUGCGGCAAUUCUUGACGGUGGAAACGGAGUGAAACUGUCAUACAGUGCUGGAAGUCAGCUUGGUGUGUUCGUUUACGUGACUGAUGGAUUUCGAAAUCAAGAGCCUGGCUUGACCAUGAUUUUGCGCGAAGCGUGCGCUCAUGGGUGGAAGGCUGUGACAAUGAAUGACUUGCAGGCUCGGAGCAAAGGGCCCAAGAAUUCCUGCUUGCUCUUACGGGCAAAAGGGGAGGCACUGAAUCUGGGCAAGUCCAGGAUUCAGAUUCGCAGCGCGGUUUCCCGCAUCAAUGACCUGGCAAAGACAUGGAAAGCUCGGCUGGGUUUGUGGUCUCCCGCGGACUCCUCGGGCAAAAUUAGAUGUGCUUCGGACUGCUCCUAUGGUUCAGAUCUCAUUGCUCUCAGGUUGUUCGGCCUUCAAAAACGGGUGGAUUCUGUAAUGACUUGCGAGUCAUGCGGGGAAAAGAUGAUGCUGCACGAUGCGGUGGCAGCUGCUUGUGGCAUUGGCACACGCAAAGUUUCUCAUUAUGCUGACAUCUGUGGGCGCGACAAUGCUGCGGCACCCCGGGCUGAUUUGUACACUGCCGGGUACCCUUGCCCAUCAUAUUCCACGCUUGGAAAAAAACGUGGAGUUUUGGACGACCGAGGCUUCGUAUCUCUGCAAGGUUUGAUGUACAUAGCAGAGAAACGCCCGCGGGCGAUUAUUUUGGAACAGGUCGCAGCCAUAUUGCAGAAGAAACACAGCAAAAUUUUUCAAUUCAUGCAGAAAAUUUUACGAGAGCUGGACUAUCGUUUUGAGAUCCGCGUGCUCAACACGAAGCAGUUCACAAUCCCACAUUCUCGGUCUCGUAUGUACUUGAUCGCCGUGGCGAGAGAGUCCCUAGUUCAUGAGCUGUCCUUUCCACCGGCCAGGUCAGAACACGCGGACUUGCAUGCCUUUUUGGAGAAAGACAAAGUCGGCACGGAAGUGCUUUCACUUCCAUUCUACGAAGAGAAGUUAGGAAACCGUUUGUUUCAGAAAGGAUACAUACUAGACGUGGGCUCUUCGCAGCGCUUUCAAAGCGUCAUGCCCAACCCCUCCCCAUGCCUGACAAAGUCACGGCUCAAGGCCGCUGGCUACUACAUACCAAAACUUCGGAGAAGGCUGACAUUGGCGGAAGCCGCCCAGCUCCAAGGGGUGCCGCCUCAAAUCCUUCAGGCCAUGGAAGAGGCAGCCAAGCUACAUCGCUUGCCGAAGAGGUCGGUGGAUGAAUCAUUGGGAGAUGCCAUGUCCGUCAAUGUUCUGAUGUCCGUUUUAAGGCGGGCGCUGGAUGCAUGUGGGCUAACCGAAUUGGGUUCCGGCAAAGACUUUUGGCUGCAAGUGCCAUUGGGUGAGGCGAGCGUCAACUUGAGCAAGAAGCUCUUUGACAAGUACAAAAGGUGA